Pseudonaja textilis is the source of this 7222-nucleotide messenger RNA. RefSeq names its product nitric oxide synthase 1 (gene NOS1). Gene Ontology annotation, biological process: nitric oxide biosynthetic process. Gene Ontology annotation, molecular function: FMN binding; nitric-oxide synthase activity; calmodulin binding. The record is from RefSeq and is a predicted model, not a curated record. NCBI's taxonomy places the organism in Eukaryota, Metazoa, Chordata, Lepidosauria, Squamata, Elapidae.
GCUUCGCGCGCGUCCCCCCUCCUCCGUUUCUUUCCCCCCGGGGGGGGGGAGGGGGGAAAAGGCAGCGGCGGCCGCCUCUUUUGUGGGAGGGAAGCGGAGGAGGCAGGAGGAAUCGAUCGGGGCAGAAAUUGUUCCGAAGUGAGCCGCUCCGGGAGGACUCGCCGGCCCCGGGGAGCCAGGUAAAGAUGAUGUGAAGCCAAUCCCAUGUGCCCAGACACCGAAGAAUGCUUGGCGAGCAACGUCUUCUUCAGCCAUCUGUUGAGCCAGAAGAUGUUUGACGUAGUUAUCCAUUCACUUCAUGUAGGAGGGAUGGCUUUGUUGCCUUCUAGGGAAUGAUCUGGGCCAGAUCUGCAGAGAUGGCUGCAUGACCUAUGAAUUUAUCUUUUAUCAAGAGGUGAAGCUCCCCAAAGAAGGCCGGCUUUUCCCCAGCUUGCAAACAGAUACAAAGCCUUGCGCUCUUUCUCUUUCUUGCUCAUCAGAGGUUGGUGGCUCAGCUGUGGACUUACUGAGGGUCUAUCUCUACACUGUGUGAGAUCCUGAUCUCGAGGGCUGGACGAUUUCAGGACUACAAUGGAAGAGAAUGUAUUCAGUGUCCAACAGAUUCAGCCGAAUGUAAUCUCGGUGAAGCUCUUCAAACGGAAGGUGGGUGGCCUCGGGUUCCUGGUGAAGGAACGAGUCAACAAGCCACCUGUGAUCAUCUCUGACUUGAUCCGAGGAGGGGCAGCAGAACAAAGUGGCCUUAUUCAGUCGGGAGAUAUUAUCCUAGCGGUCAAUGGGAAGCCCCUGGUUGACAUGAACUAUGACACAGCCUUAGGAGUCCUUAGAAGCAUCGCUUCGGAAACUUACGUUGUUCUCAUCUUAAGAGGCCCCGAGGGCUUCACCACUCACCUAGAGACAACUUUCACUGGAGACGGGACACCAAAAACCAUCCGUGUCACCAGACCUCUGUGUGGGACGCCAACAGUAGGCGAUCAGGCAUCUGCUCCGAGCAUCCGCACCAAAGAGAAGCAACAGGGGGAAGAACGCAGCAUGGGGGGCUCGGUCAGCUCCCGGUGUAACCGGGAGAAUGGGCAAGGGGAAGAAAACCUGGUGCACGUCAAUGGCAUGGUAGCCACCAACGUGGCCAAGGACACUCUGAAAGGAAACCAGGAUAUUCCUGACCAUUGCCUGAAUGGCAGCGUUGAGAACAGUGAACUGCUCAAGGAGAUUGAACCCGUUCUGGAUCUUCUGAAGGGCAACAGCAAGGAACUCAAUGGCAAUGCUGAAGCCAAGAUGGGAGUGAGAGAUGUUGAAGUCCAGGUGGACAGUUUCUGCGAAACGGACCGGAAGUCGCCAAGGACGUUGCCAACGCAGCUGGAGAACGUCAGUGACCAAAGGGGGGGCCCUGAAAUGCGCCCCAUGCCAAGCAACACGUCUUCAGGCAAGGACCAGGUCCCUUCUGGCCAGCAGUCGCCUACCAAAAAUGUGGUGAACGGAAGCCCUUCCAAGUGCCCGCGUUUUGCCAAAGUGAAGAACUGGGAAACUGGCUCUGUGCUCAAUGACACUUUGCAUUUGAAGUGCUCCAUGGUAACCCCUUGCAGUGAACAGAUCUGUAUGGGCUCCAUCAUGAUGCCUUCUCAGCAUGUCCGUAAACCGGAAGAAGUCCGGACGAAGGAUCAGCUCCUCCUCCUUGCCAAAGAAUUCAUUGACCAGUACUACUCCUCCAUCAAGAGGUCUGGCUCGAAAGCUCACAUGGAAAGGCUGGUGGAAGUCACCAAAGAGAUAGAAACGACGGACACUUACCAAUUGCGUGAUACGGAGCUGAUCUAUGGAGCUAAGCACGCAUGGCGCAACGCCUCUCGUUGCGUGGGGAGAAUCCAGUGGUCCAAGCUGCAGGUUUUUGAUGCCCGGGACUGUACCACAGCUCAUGGCAUGUUCAACUACAUUUGCAACCACAUCAAAUAUGCCACGAACAAGGGGAACCUCAGGUCUGCCAUCACCAUCUUCCCCCAGAGGACUGAUGGCAAACAUGAUUUCCGAGUGUGGAACUCCCAGCUCAUCCGUUAUGCUGGCUAUAAGCAACCGGACGGCAGCAUCUUGGGUGACCCAGCCAAUGUGGAGCUGACUGAGAUUUGCAUACAGCAAGGGUGGAAAGCCCCCUAUGGCCGAUUCGACGUCCUACCACUCCUUCUCCAGGCCAAUGGGAAUGAUCCUGAGCUUUUUGAGAUCCCAUCUGAGUUAGUGUUGGAAGUCCCCAUUAGACAUCCCAAAUUCGAGUGGUUUAAAGACCUUGAGCUUCAAUGGUAUGGCUUACCAGCUGUUUCUAACAUGCUGCUGGAGGUUGGAGGGUUGGAGUUCUCUGCAUGCCCCUUCAGCGGCUGGUACAUGGGGACCGAAAUCGGAGUCCGGGAUUACUGUGACAGCUCUCGUUACAACAUCCUAGAGGAAGUGGCUAAAAAGAUGAAUUUAGACAUGCGGAAAACUUCGUCUCUCUGGAAGGAUCAAGCACUAGUGGAAAUCAACAUUGCAGUCCUGUACAGUUUUCAGAGUGACAAGGUGACAAUUGUGGAUCAUCACUCGGCCACCGAGUCCUUCAUCAAACACAUGGAGAAUGAAUACCGUUGCCGGGGAGGUUGUCCGGCUGACUGGGUAUGGAUUGUCCCACCCAUGUCUGGAAGCAUCACCCCUGUCUUCCACCAGGAAAUGCUCAACUACAGGCUUACACCAUCCUUUGAGUAUCAGCCUGACCCUUGGAACACACACAUCUGGAAAGGGGUCAAUGGCACCCCCACCAAGAAGAGAGCAAUUGGCUUUAAAAAAUUAGCUAAAGCAGUCAAGUUCUCUGCAAAGCUGAUGGGACAAGCAAUGGCAAAGAGAGUCAAGGCGACCAUCCUCUACGCCACAGAAACAGGGAAAUCCCAGGUCUAUGCAAAAACGCUGUGUGAAAUCUUCAAGCACGCCUUUGACGCCAAGGUGAUGUCGAUGGAUGAGUAUGACACUGUUCACCUGGAACAUGAGACCCUGGUUCUGGUGGUCACGAGCACCUUCGGCAAUGGAGACCCUCCGGAGAAUGGAGAGAAAUUCGGGUGUGCCUUGAUGGAGAUGAAAAACCCCAACUCCAACCUAGAAGAGAGCAGAAGCUACAAAGUGCGCUUCAACAGUGUCUCCUCAUAUUCGGAUGCCCAGAGAUCCUCUACCGAUGGACCUGAAGCCAGGGACAAUUUUGAGAGCGCUGGUCCACUGGCCAAUGUCAGGUUCUCUGUCUUUGGGCUGGGCUCACGAGCUUACCCUCACUUCUGCGCCUUUGCCCGUGCUGUGGACACCCUCCUGCAAGAGCUGGGAGGGGAACGCAUCCUGAGGAUGGGCGAGGGGGAUGAACUGUGUGGUCAGGAGGAAUCCUUCAGAACGUGGGCCAAGAAAGUCUUCAAGGCAGCAUGUGAUGUGUUCUGCGUGGGAGAUGACGUCAACAUCGAAAAAGCCAACAACUCUCUCAUCAGCAACGACCGUAGCUGGAAGAGAAGCAAGUUCCGUCUGACUUACGUGGCUGAGGCCCCAGAGCUGACCCAAGGUUUAUACAGCAUCCACAAAAAACGAGUUUACGCCGCUCGGCUGCUGGCCCGUCAGAAUCUCCAAAGCCCCAAAUCCAGCCGCUCCACCAUUUUCUUGCGGCUUCACACAAACGGCCAGCAGGGGUUGCGUUACCUGCCCGGGGACCACCUGGGAGUAUUUCCGGGAAACCAUGAAGAUUUGGUCAACACCUUGAUUGAAAGGCUGGAGGAUGCCCCGCCCACCAACCAGCUAGUAAAACUCGAAAUUCUAGAAGAGAGAACUACAGCUUUAGGUACCAUCAGCAACUGGACCGAAGAGAACCGCAUCCCUCCUUGUACCAUAUUCCAAGCAUUCAAAUAUUACCUGGACAUCACUACCCCUCCCACACCCAUUCUGCUGCAGCAGUUUGCCCUACUGGCCACCGACGAGAAGGAGAAGAAGCGCCUACAAGUUCUUAGCAUGGGUCUUCAGGAUUAUGAGGAAUGGAAGUGGUCGAAAAACCCCACCAUGGUAGAAGUGCUGCAAGAAUUCCCAUCCGUGCAGAUGCCUUCAACCCUCCUGCUAACCCAACUCCCUUUGCUUCAACCCCGUUACUAUUCCAUUAGUUCCUCCCCAGACAUGUACCAGGAUGAAGUCCACCUCACAGUGGCUGUGGUGUCCUAUCGCACCAGAGAUGGAGAAGGCCCAAUACACCACGGGGUAUGUUCUUCCUGGUUUAACCAGAUACAGGAGGAUGAAGUGGUGCCCUGCUUCGUUAGAGGAGCACCUGGAUUUCACAUGCCACAAGAUCCCAAACUUCCUUGCAUUCUGAUUGGCCCUGGAACUGGAAUUGCACCUUUUCGCAGCUUCUGGCAACAGCGGCUCUUUGAUCUCAAACAUAAAGGGCUGAAACCGUGCCCCAUGACACUGGUCUUCGGUUGCCGACAAUCCAAGAUCGAUCACAUUUACAAAGAAGAGACUUUGAUGGCCAAGAGCAGCGGGGUGUUUAAGGAAUUGUUCACGGCCUAUUCUCGUGAGCCAGAAAAACCAAAGAAAUAUGUGCAGGACAUACUGCAGGAGCAAUUGGCGAGCUCCGUCUACAAAGCCCUGAAGGAAAAGGGCGGCCACGUCUACGUGUGCGGUGAUGUCACCAUGGCUGGAGACGUCCUCAAGACCAUCCAAAACAUCGUUCAGGAACAGGGGAAGCUGUCAGCCGAGGAAGGCAUUGCGUUCAUUAGCAAGCUGAGGGAUGACAACCGAUACCACGAAGAUAUCUUCGGAGUCACUCUACGCACAUACGAAGUGACCAACCGCCUCCGAUCCGAGUCCAUCGCGCAGAUCGAGGAAAGCAAAAAAGACACAGAUGAGGACACGGCAGUCCACGACUUUUGCUCUUCUCCCGUGUCUCAGCUGGUUAUUGUGUCCUGAAGGAAGCCCUGGCUACCGGUGCGACGGACGAUGGGUGACAAAAAAAAGCGAACGGACGAUGGAGCGGAUUCUCUCGUCCCCUCCGCCCCUCCCAUAUCCCUGUCCUGUGGUCAUUUUUUUUUUUCUUUUCACGCCUUCUUCCUGGAGCAACCCUUGCUGAAGCGCAAUGGCUUUUGAACAACCUUGCCAGUGGCUUUAUUUUUCCUGCCAAAAAAAAAAUAGAAAGAAAGAAAGCAACCGCCACCGUCUUUCGUCCUUGCGUCUCGCCCUGGACCAGGCCGUUGCCGAGGGGCUGCAUGAAAUCCCUUCUUUUAGCGAUCCAUUCUCUGCAAAUUUUGGGACUUCGGGGAUGGAGGGCUGGCUUUUCUGGGGACAUGCCCGAGAGAUGUUUGCCCGUCCACUCAGCACGAUUGGCUUCGAAUUCAUCCGCUCGCUUUCUUCUUUCUUUCUUCCUUUUUUUCCUUUUGUCCCGUUGUCUUUGGCGAAGGGAUGGGGAGAAAGGGAGAUGGCCUGCUUUUCCACCCCACCCCCCACACCCCUCCCCACCUGUAUCUCUGCUCGUGAGCAGCCUCUCCGCACUUUCAUACACAGCAUGCCGUGUUUCCGUUCGAACUGUCUUAAUGUAGCUGUGUUCUUCGGGGCUUCUCUUCCUCCUCCUCCUCUCCCAUCCCUGGCAAGUUUACAAAAACCCAAGCGGUUACCAAGCAGGAAAAGCUUUCACCAAGAAUCAGUGGUACCCUAGCCCUCCCUUCUUGAGAGUUACGAGGGAUGGAUGUCCGAAAGGAUGAGCGGACCGCAGAUCCUCCCAGUAACUCUGAAAUUGUUUUUGUCUUUGUGCUGGAGAGACAGAGAGCCCUGCGUUAGGCAACGCUGCCCAAACAUCCACUCUUCUGAACCAUAAAUACAAGCCAGAGAGGCUUCCACAAUCCUCACAGAAAGCACAGAGGGUCCUUUUUUCAGCCUCUUCACCAAAUGACCCCUAAAAUCGAUGGCUGGGAAAUUGGUUAAACCGGGCAGCGGAAUUGAGUUUGGAAACAGGGAAAAUAAUUCAGGAUGUUGUCAUUGUUGGGGACAGUUCCCUCCCCUUAUUUGCACACACCCCCUCUUGCUUCCAGAUUGGAGCCCUGUCAAAUAUCCAAAACAAUUUGCGCACAUUUGUGCAGUUUGCAUUGGGGGAGGCAGUAGAGACUUGGUGGGGGGUUGGAGUUAGGAUAUGCAAAAGGGCUCGUGGCAAAACCCAUCUCUCUCUCUCUCUCUCUUUUUGGGGUGCAUUUUUUUCCAUGGCAGUUUACAGCAAUUUUAACCUUCGUUGAUGAGAAACUACAAAUGUCGUAGACGGAGGACAAAGUAAUACUUGGAGAGGAAUCCAGUAGUUGGACUGAUGCUGAAUUUGUAGUAGUUGGGUUGGGAAAUUAACUGGCCACUUUGGAUGUGAGGUCUAAACGCAUCCUAGUCAGCCAUUCUAAAUUUGCACAUCCUGAUAGAUGACACUAAAUUCUGAGACUGUGAUUUGUUUGGAAAAUGAACUGGCCACCUUUGCCUCUGUGAACUGAAGACCUAGGUUGUUUUGUUUUUAAAUUUCUGUGCAGUGUCAUCUACAUUUUAGAAACACCUUUUAGUCCUCUGUACAUUACAUUCUAGUUCUAUCCCCAUUCAUGCCUUCCUAAACUCUUGAUUGUACCAUGCCUUCGUGAUCAAAGAAGAAAUAAUAGCUUGUUGCCUUCAAAAUAUAUAUUUCAAAAAGGAAAAAGAAUGAAAGAAACUGAAAAAGAAGAGAAAAAUUCAAACCACCACACUGUGAUAGGUUCAGAUCAUGUCUUGCACUGUGUUAGCGUUUUCCCAGAUCGACACACAACUACUGCUUAGAUGUUGCCUUUUAAAGCAGACACAUCACUUGGAUGUCUGGAGCGCAAGCUGGUUAAUUGUGAGUUUACAUAAAGCUGUUCCUGUAUGUAUGUUUACCUUACUUGUAUUCCUCUAUGGAUUAUCAGUCUUUUCUGUAGUUGAAAAAAUAAAAAUGAGCAGGAAAAAAAAAAGAGGGAAGCGCGCUAGAAGAAAAGAGCAUUAUACCAACACCGUCAAUGAGGAUCAGCUAAUCCAUCAAGGAAUUUAGCAUUUGCACAACUCACUAAGCCAACCAAUUGCCAGGCCUGAAAUGUGAAGCUAUGUUCUAACCAAGCUCAGUCAUAAAUCCACUAAUUUUAACCUUGGUUCUCUGAAUCAUCUGGACCUGGAUGGAAAGAUUGUCCUUAUGGACACCUUGCAACAAAAGAGUUGGGAGGCUAGA